ACGCGUGCUUCGUGUUUACAUGGGUCUGGAGAGGAGCUGUCCGAUCUCUUGAGAUGUGUGCAUCAUCUUCAGAAAAGGAUCUUUAUGGAGUGUUAGGAGCCAGUCCAUCAGAGUCCACAGAGGAGUUAAGACGUAGAUAUCAACAUUUGGUCCUGAAGUGCCAUCCCGAUCGUCUCAGCGGACAUGAGACCGAGGUGGGGUUGAAGAGGUUUCUUGAAGUUGAUGCUGCCUGGAAAAUUUUGAGUGAUAAAAACAAAAGAAGAGAUUAUGAUCUGCAAAGGAGAGCGCGUGACUUAAAACAGGACUGGCCUGUGGAUUCAACCGUUUUUCUGGAGGACAUGGCAUGGAAUAAUGAUGAGCGCUUGUACACACAUUGCUGUCGCUGUGGAGGGGCGUUCAUCAUCGACGAGGAGGAGGUUCAGGAGGAAACUCUGAGAUCAUCAUCACAAGAAGAAGCGGAGACGGCGGGAGGACAGAGCAGAGGAGUGAUCGUGUGCUGUGAUACAUGCUCUUUAAGUGUCUAUGUCACAUGGACAAACCCACCUCAGAGCUGACAGGAGCUUUUUUCACUUAGUGUCCUACAAUUAUGGUUUAUAAUUUAUAUUUUUAACAGUAUUCUAAAAGUUUACAUUAUUUACAUUAUACAUAGAAGGGAGUAAAGCACAACCUGUGUAAACAUUUACUGCCUAUGACAGAAAAACACAAUCAUUUUCUUCUAUAAUAAUAAAUGGAGCUUCAUCCAAAAUUGUGUA
Periophthalmus magnuspinnatus is the source of this 752-nucleotide messenger RNA. It is a transcript of the gene dnajc24, whose product is annotated as DnaJ (Hsp40) homolog, subfamily C, member 24. Gene Ontology annotation, biological process: positive regulation of ATP-dependent activity. Lineage: Eukaryota; Metazoa; Chordata; Actinopteri; Gobiiformes; Gobiidae. Gene Ontology annotation, molecular function: ATPase activator activity; ferrous iron binding. The transcript has 5 exons. The record is from RefSeq and is a predicted model, not a curated record. Bases 54 to 554 code for a protein of 166 amino acids.